CUUUUCUGGCCCCUUUCGAAUCCGAGGCGGCAACUUUGAAAAACACAAAGCAACAACACAAACAAAGCACACAAACACGAUCACGCUGCUGCGUUGCUGCUGCAUCGGUGAUGGAGAGCAAGCGUGCCAAGCUUGCCAAGAAGAAAGCCUUCUUGGAAGGGGUGCAUGCCGUGUUGACAAAGAGUGCUUAUGAGAGCGCCGCACACGCACGGCGACGAGCCGCUGUCAUCGCCAAAGCCGGCGGCACGUGCACCAUGGAACCAACAGACGAGACCAACGUGGUGCUUUGCUCUGAGACGACAACAAAGGCAGAGGCCAUGGAGCGCAUCAAGCAAGGCAAGGACCUGGGCGGGAAGCCUCCACCAGAGGCAGCACACUGGGUCACCACGGCGUGGUUGACAGAAUGUGUCAAGGCAAAGACAUUCAUUCCUUACGACUGCUUCACAGUUCGGAGCGGGGCGCCUGCGCCUGUUGGAGAGAGUGGUAGUUCAGCAGCAGAGACGGGCUCGCCAUCACGACAGCCACUGCGGCACCGCAGCUCAUCUGCGUCAUCGACAUCGUCCCAACGCAGCGCAUUGCAGCACAUCAACAGCAAUGGCGACUACUUCCCCGCGUCCGGCAGCCCCAGUCGCACAACCAGCAACGACAACAACCCAGCACGAGCGCUGGAUGUUGGCCCCAUGUCCUCUACAUUGACUGUGAACGACACGCACCCGCGUAGCAGCGAACAAACGGCGCUCAUAUCCACUGCUGGCGCUGCCACACACGCAACAGCGGCGGCGACGGAACCAUCAGCAUCAGCGUCAGCAUCGGCGUCGGCAUCGGCGUCGGCAUCACAGCCAUCAUCUGCAACCCAGAGCCCGGCAGCGCUGGUUGCGCGCUCACAACGCGUCGUCGGCACAUCACCAGAGGAGAUUGAACUGCCGCCAGCGUGGGAGGCGAUAUACCACUGCUACAACUGCGGCGCGAAAGACCACGGCGCACGCACGUGCCCGCUCCCGCCACGGGGCACGCCCGAGAACACGUAUGUGCCCGGUUUUCCCGGUGCGCGGAAGCGUGUGUCGCGCGAGUGGAUGUGUGCUCGGUCGCACGGACACAGGAAGGACCGCCAGGGCGCCGGCCCAAACGACCUCAUCAUCUCCAACCUCGAGAAACUCCAUGACACCUAUGCUGACUACGGCACUUGGUUGCACCAGCUGAAGGCGAGCAACUUGCACACGGCGCUUGCGUUCAUUCGACGCAUGAAGGAGCCCAUCACCACAUAUGAGCAGGCGCGCAGGAUCCCCAAGGUUGGCAACGAGACGGCAAAGAAGAUUGACGAAAUCCUCUCCACGGGCACGCUGCAGCGGUUAGAAGCCUUUGACACGCCCGAAAAACGUGCACAGCACGAAUUCAGCCAGAUCUACGGUGUGGGCACCGCGACGGCUAAGCAGUUUGUCGCCAAGGGCUUCAGAACCAUCCAGGACUUGCUUGACAACCAGCAUGAGCUGACGGAGCGUCAGCGCAUUGGCGUGCGAUUGCAUCAGGAGCUGCAAGAGAGAAUACCCCGGACAGAGGUGGACAGGAUGGUUGCACAUGUCAAGCACGUUGUCCUCUCCAUCGAGCCCGGCUGCAUCUUCGAAGCAUGCGGCUCAUACCGCCGCGGGAAGAAGACGUGCGGAGAUGUUGAUGUGUUGAUAUCGCACCGGGACAAGCGCGUGUUGGACACGCUAUUCAAACGCGUCAUUGAUGCGCUGCACGAUGACGGAUUCCUGACCCACGACCUUGCGCGCUCAGAGGGCGAAUCAACACAGUACAAGUACAUGGGCAUUGGCAAGCUCAAAGACGCGUCCUUUCAUCGCCGUGUGGAUAUCAUCGUUGUGCCGUGGGAGGAAUGGCCGUGCGCCAUCCUGUACUUUACGGGCUCCGGCGCCUUUAACCGCUCCAUGCGUCUCCUUGCACGCAAGAUGGGCUGGUCCCUCAGCCAGCACACGAUCAACUACGGGGUGGUUCGAGACAGGAAGGAGAAAGACAAGAAGUUGGGGGACGGCAGCGUGAUCCCCGUCAAGUCGGAGCACGACGUCUUUGCCCUCCUCGCCCUCAAAUACCGCCCGCCCUGGGAACGCAACGCUUGAGAGACACAGCGAGGUGAACGUGAAGAGGUGAAGGCUGCUGGAGAAUGGUGACAUGAUGGUGGAGCGUGCGCAUCAUGUGCGCAUGCAUUGUCAGCCGCGCAAACAAACACAGACAGCAGACAGAUGAAGUAUUGAACUUUGGUAAAUGAUUUUAU
Messenger RNA from Salpingoeca rosetta, 2269 nucleotides. RefSeq lists its product as uncharacterized. Gene Ontology annotation, molecular function: zinc ion binding; DNA-directed DNA polymerase activity; DNA binding. NCBI's taxonomy places the organism in Eukaryota, Choanoflagellata, Craspedida, Salpingoecidae. Gene Ontology annotation, cellular component: nucleus. The coding region runs from base 111 to 2114 and encodes 667 amino acids. Gene Ontology annotation, biological process: double-strand break repair via nonhomologous end joining. The transcript has 9 exons. The record is from RefSeq and is a predicted model, not a curated record.